AUGAUGAAACAGGUCCUGACUUAGCAAGAAUUCUGAACAUCCCUUCUGUUCAUAUUCCAACCAUAAUUUCUCCAAUUACGUCAGCUUCAGAAAAAAAAGAUAAGUCAAGCAGACAAAAAUCAGGAAAAUCCCUGCCUUCUGCAAAAACAAACCAUAUCAAAACAGGCCCUUCACCACCUAAUGGCCUGGAAAAGCAAGAAGAAGGAAAGGUGGAAAUGGAAGAACCAGCUUCCCAAAAACAAGAGAUGUCAGAUGAUCUUGCUUUUCCAAGUUUAAAUGUCUCCUGUCCCAAUGGACUUGUGUUAACUUUCCUUGGUGAAAGUUUUGGAGGUUUGAAAGGUGAAGCCCCAGCUGCUGAAGAAGAGGAAGAGCUGGUAAAGGAAAGUGAGGCCAAAGCAGAUGAAGCAAAGGAGGAAAAGGUUAUGGAAAGUGAAGAGAAGACACAUGAGGUUACAGAAGAUGGAACGAAGCACAAAGACACCGAAAGAGAGCAGGCCAAGCAGUCUACUCUGGAAGUUCUGGUUAGGCAGAGUUAUCCCCAAGAAGUAAAGAAUGCUCAUCUUUAUACAGCUGUGGCAAGGCAAGCAGAGCAAGAGGUGUCAAGAAUCAUCACCAAUCAAGGAACUGUCAUAAAAUACUUCAUGGAUGGAUCUACCCAGAUUCUGUUUGCUGAUGGCACAGUGAGUAGGAGUCCUGAUUCCGGCCCUGUCCUACCACCACCUGCAAUUCCAAAUAACAUACAACCAUUACCAGAACUGGAGCCUUUAACUGAGACCAGGACUAAGAAAGGACAAGGCAGUGGCAGAAACAUUGUAUCACACCCAACCAAGGACAAGUUGUUUGAAAAUACUGUUCAGGAUCUGGUUAAUUCUAAGCAACUUGAGGAAAACCAGGCAGGAACCUGGAUAACAACAACUCCAACAGGCAUUCAAGUGGGCACUGAGGGUACAAAGAGAAUGGAUCUGAAGCCACUCUUAAUGUACCAGGCAACUGACCCAGCUGAUGGAAAGGUUAUGACUGUACGAGAUGAUGAAGUGAUAAUUGUUGAGAAGCUGGAUGGUAGCAGAGUAGUAGAACAUGCUGAUGGUACCAGGAUCACAACUUUUUAUAAAAAAUGUGGAGACCAUUUUGUACCGGAGAGUAGUGAGGAAACAGAUGAACACUCAUCAGCCACCUCAAAAAAGGUGAAAUGUAUGCGAGUAGAGAAUCCCAAGUUUGCUACUGUUGUAACAAAUUGUGAGGAUGGUACCUGUUGUACUGUCUUUGGAGAUGGGACAUCUAUCCUAGCUAAGCCACAGGGAACAUAUCAGGUUUUACCCAUCAAGACAGGUUCUCUUUACAUUGAUGAAGAUUGCUCAGCAGUUUAUACCCACAAAGUUUAUGAUUUUGUCAGCCAGAAAGAGAAACAAGCUGGGAGAUACAUUAUGAAACACACUUGCAGCACUAUUUGUGAGAUGAUGGAUCCUGAAGGAAAUACUUUCAAGAUCAUGGCUGAUGGCAGCACAAAUGUGUGUCCCCCUAGCAUUGGCUCUGAUGAAAAGGAGGACCGAAGUUCAGCAGCAGGACUCCAAGAAGAUAACAAACCCAUCACUUAUAAUGAGCAUGCCCCCAGGUUUUUCAUCAUCCACGCGGAUGGUUCUGGAAGUGAGCUCCUGCGGAGCAGGGAUGUACACGAGUAUCUGGCUGAGGCCUGUAGUGAUCCUGCCACUGCAGUCUUGCAGGAUCCUUUACAAGAACAUCCAGGUGCUUUAAGUAUUACUAUUCUCCGCCCUAUGGCUGAAGCCUCCCCAUGGGAAAUGAAGAAAGAACCAGAGAGUAUUGUUCCUCCAAAUCUUCAGUCAAGGACUCAGGAUAAAUUUUCACCUCUUGAGAGUAAGACCACAGCUCCCUCAGCCAGAACACGUACUUGGAAGGGUCUCUGCAUUGGAUCUGAAGAGCCAACGUGCUUGCAAGUGCCUGUGCUAAAAUGUCCUAAUAAACUGCAAGUCCGUCAGCUGUUCCAGUAUAAGCCUCUCAGUGAUGAAAUAAGAGAAAAGCUGCAGCUUUCUCUCAAGGAAUAUAUAGACAAUAUUUUGAAGCAGGAAGAUGAAUUGGAAGAGAUGAAUGUGAAAGAACCCAGAACAGAAGAGGAAAAGGAGAAUGCUUCAAGUCUCCUUGAGCUGGUUACAUCCUUCCCUAACUGGGAGAAGUCAACUGAAAAUCUCAGUGAUAGAGCCCAUGUGAGUGAGCUCUAUGAACAGGCAGUGUCUUCUCAUCACCCAUGUCACAAAAAGAAGACAAUCACUGUGCAAAGAGAGGACCAACAGCAGAGGUUAAGCCCAGAAGGAGUAGCAGCAAUGUCCAACUGGCAAAGCAGACUGGAACAGCACAGGAAAGAACUUGACAAAGAAAAGAAGUCCUUAACAGCAAUAAGAAAUAAAAUAUUUCCUCCAUAUGUUGAAUCAGAAUUCAGGAAGGAGUUUUUCCAAAUAAAGUUUUCUGAUGUGGAAGCACUGUCUAUGGCACUUCCUCCGGUUCAAAAAAGAGGAACUGUGACUUACUGUCUAGGGACAAAAAAAAACCCCAGUGGAGAAGCGGAAUGCCUUGAUACCAUAAGUGAUUCAUCACCUUCACUUGCCCUCCUGCUGCAGGCUCCUUCCAAAGAAAAUGAAGGUGCCAACAGCACAACAGAUGUAAACAAGGCUGCAAGAUUAGAAAAGACACCUGUUCAACAUAAAGUUCAAAGUCUGAUGGUGAAUGCUGCAGGACAGACAAGAAAAGAGAAAGUAAUAUUACCAUCAUCCCUUCAGGGGAAAAAACCAAACUCCAUACCAAAUAAAAAGACAGAAGAUCCUGUCGCAGGAAAGGUCAACACCUCAUCUCUUGCAACAGCAAGACAGGAUCUUAAUGCCUUCCAUGUCAUUCCGUCCAGAGUGACAUUUGGAGUGCUAAAGGAAGGCUGCACCUAUGCAGCCACUGUCAUCAUGAAGAAUGUUGGUGUGAACUUCUUAAGGUUUCAUGUGAAACAGCCACCUCCACACACAGGACUGAGAGUGACGUACACACCAGGACCUGUGGCAGCAGGCUUGCAGGUUGAACUGGAGAUAGAGAUUUUUGCCAUGGUAAUUGGAGGGGAAGACAGUGGUGGCCUUGAAGAAGUUUCCCAUGAUAUUGAAAUAGUAACAGAAACAGAAACUCUUCUCCUGCCUGUGAAAGCAACUGUGUUAACGAGUGACAUUUAUGAGUGCCGCCCCCAGGGAUACCCCCAAGGAGGGAUGGCAGCAACAGUCCAGGCAGUUCCUACAAGACCCAGGCCACCGUUCUAG
Messenger RNA from Acanthisitta chloris (rifleman), 3305 nucleotides. It is a transcript of the gene SPAG17, whose product is annotated as sperm associated antigen 17. Gene Ontology annotation, biological process: epithelial cilium movement involved in extracellular fluid movement; axonemal central apparatus assembly. The annotation marks the transcript as partial. Lineage: Eukaryota; Metazoa; Chordata; Aves; Passeriformes; Acanthisittidae. Gene Ontology annotation, cellular component: axonemal central apparatus. The record is from RefSeq and is a predicted model, not a curated record. The transcript is spliced from 24 exons.